AACUGACAAUAAGGCUUUGUGGUGACAGUAGCAUAGAGGCAAAGCAUGUCGAAGAGAUCCUUGCAAUCCCAAGAUGCUCGAGCACUUGCCAAGUUCUUGUUCUUUAAUUAGUAGUUGAAUAUUGAGUAUUGAGGUUAUUUUUACUUGUUAAAUUGAUAAAAUUGUGUUGGGUUUUUAGGCAAAAUAUUUUUGGUGGCUUAAUUAAUUCGUUAUAGUAUUGGACGGAAACAUACUUGUACACUUUUAUUCAGGAGAUAUAUGAUGAAGAUUAUUUUGAAAAUGAUGGAGAAAACAUGAGACCUUGUUGACUAACAACGCAAACAUAACUCAAAAUCAAACUAAGACCAAAUAAAGCUAUAACCAUGUAUACAAUAACAUCAAACAGUCCUAUUAUUUAUAAUUAGUUUAAAACUUUCGAAUCAUUAAAAUAGUGUACUAUCUUAUGUCAGUCUUAUAUUACUUUUCUCUGGAAUAAGUUACUCAAGUUAAUGUUUUACUAAUCAGUCUUAUAUUUAGUUAGACCUAGAGAAUCGUUAAAAUUCCAAGCCAAUUUAGUAACAACAAAAAGCACUAGUCGACGCUUACUAAAGUGCGAGACGUCAGAAUUUUCAUUUAAAAUACACAAAUAUUUCAAGAAUCAAGAUUCCCAAUUUUAUAGCCAACCAAAGAUGACUCAACCUGAACGAAUAAUAGAAAAAGGUAAAAACUAACACAAAAGUACAAUAAGACGUUUGCAUAGACAUGAGAUUCAGUGCGUUUAUGCGUGUGUGUUGUGUAUAUAAGAAAUCCUCAGUUUGUUCUGCUUGGAACUGCAAAAUAUUAUAUUUUUCUUCUGUUUUCUUUUCUGCUUCAUCCUUUAAAACCAAGAUCUUGUUUCUGCAACCAAACAUGAACAGCGAAGUCUCUGAGCCGAUUCAUAUUUGUUUUUUCCCCUUCAUGGCUCAGGGCCACAUGAUACCAACCCUAGACAUGGCCAAGCUUUUCUCCAGCAGAGGAGCCAAAUCAACCAUCAUCACAACCCCAAUUAACUCUAAGAUCUUUGAGAAACAAACUGAAGCAUUCAAAAAUCAAAACCCUGAUCUCGAAAUCGGAAUCAAGAUCUUCCACUUCCCUUGUGUACAGCUUGGUUUGCCUGAAGGGUGCGAGAACGUUGACUUCAUCAACUCAUACCAAAAACCUAACGCAGGUGACUUGUCCUUAAAGUUUCUUUUCGCUACCAAGUAUAUGAAACAGCAGUUGGAGAGUUUCAUCGAAACAACGAAACCGAGCUGUCUCGUGGCCGAUAUGUUCUUCACGGAAAAGUUCGGUGUGCCAAGACUUGUGUUCCACGGCACAUCGUUCUUUUCCUUAUGUUGUUCUUAUAACAUGAGGAUUCAUAAGCCUCAUAAGAAAGUAUCUACGCGUUCUACACCAUUUGUGAUCCCUGGUCUCCCCGGGAACAUAGUUAUGACAUUGCAGCAAGCUAAUGUUAGCAACGACGAAACUCCAAGGGGAAAGUUUAUGAAAGAGGUCAGAGAAUCGGAGUCUGUUAGCUUUGGUGUUUUGGUGAAUAGCUUCUACAAGCUGGAAUCAACUUACGCUGACUUUUACCGUGGUUUCGUUGCGAAAAGAGCUUGGCACAUCGGUCCGCUUUCGCUCUGCAACGUAGAUCUUGCUGAGAAAGCUGGAAGAGGGAAAAAAGCAAACGUUGAUGAGCAAGAAUGCCUGAGAUGGCUCGAGUCUAAGGCAACUGGUUCAGUGGUUUACAUGUCGUUUGGCAGCGGAACUAGCUUCACCAACGAGCAGCUGUUAGAGAUCGCCGCCGGUCUUGAAGGGUCUGGUCAAAAUUUCAUUUGGGUGGUUAGGAAAAACGAAAACCAAGGUGAAAAUGAGGAGUGGCUGCCUGAAGGUUUUGAGGAGAGAACAAAAGGGAAAGGGCUGAUCAUACGUGGGUGGGCCCCGCAGGUGCUGAUACUUGACCACAAAGCGGUUGGAGGAUUUGUGACGCACUGUGGAUGGAACUCGGUUAUGGAGGGCAUUGCUGCGGGGUUACCUAUGGUGACUUGGCCGAUGGGCGCGGAACAGUUUUACAACGAGAAGCUAUUGACAAUGGUGUUGAAAACAGGAGUGAAUGUAGGAGCUACAGAGUUGGUGAAAAGGGGAAAGUUGAUUAGUAGAGAGGAAGUGGAGAAGGCAGUGAGAGAAGUGAUAGUUGGGGAAGAGGCAGAGGAAAGGCGGAAACGGGCAAAAAAGCUAGGCGAAAUGGCCAAAGCAGCUGUUGAGGAAGGAGGGUCUUCUUAUAAUGAUUUGAACAAGUUCAUGGAAGAGGUGAACGGUAGAAAGUAGAAGAAAACUGAACAUAUUUCAUGUUUCUUUUUAACAUGUUUCAUGCUGUGAGAUGGAUUUUUUUUACUUGGUUAGCUUUAGCUACGACCCCCUUAAGUCAGUCGUAUAAAGUUCAUGAAAUGUAUUUGGUACAUUUAUGUAUCUGCUUUGAGAUCAAAUUUCUCGUUAUGCAUACAA
This is a messenger RNA of Brassica napus (rape), 2502 nucleotides long. Its product is annotated as UDP-glycosyltransferase 73B5. Gene Ontology annotation, molecular function: UDP-glycosyltransferase activity. Lineage: Eukaryota; Viridiplantae; Streptophyta; Magnoliopsida; Brassicales; Brassicaceae. The transcript is spliced from 2 exons. The record is from RefSeq and is a predicted model, not a curated record. Bases 742 to 2325 code for a protein of 527 amino acids.